This is a messenger RNA of Cyprinus carpio (common carp), 2620 nucleotides long. Its product is annotated as zinc finger CCHC domain-containing protein 7. Gene Ontology annotation, molecular function: zinc ion binding; nucleic acid binding. The record is from RefSeq and is a predicted model, not a curated record. Lineage: Eukaryota; Metazoa; Chordata; Actinopteri; Cypriniformes; Cyprinidae. Bases 562 to 2250 code for a protein of 562 amino acids. The transcript has 8 exons.
GCACUCGAUAGCACUGAGGCUAACACAUGCUCAUCACAUGAUGUGUUAUAUCUAAUGUUGGUCUUCGUUGAUUUUAACCUGUUAGAGUACAAAGGCUUAUUUUUUCUCAUUGGUUUUAUACAGAUAUUUAUUAUUUGCGAACACUUUAGGUUUCUUGUUAUUUCUGGAUGCUUUAGGUUUCCAGUUAGCCUUCUGGUAUAGUGUCCAUGCUGUGUUGUUUAUGUGUUAAAUCUGUUGUGUUCGAAAUGUUUCAAAUCGUUUUUUUUGACCAGAAAUGUCUCUCUCUUGAAUGUUUCGUACGUGCUGCUGUCAAGCUGGAUAAAUGUAAACAAAGUUCAUACUGUACUGUACUGUACUGUAUAUACAGAAGAGACAUUGAUCUGGGCUCAGUGUCAUCCUUCAGGAUAGGAAGCAGUAAACUAACAGUGUGAAUAAAAGCUAAACUGACAGUGUGUUUUAUGUUCUUGUCAUUGCACUUUGUGUUAUGGAUAGAGACUGUCUUCUGUUGACUCUUGCUGAUGUUUAUGGCCGGGCCGCUCUCUGUUUAGGGCUCUCUUUGAGAUGUUCUCAGGGUAUCAGGAGCAGGAGGACUAUGAGGACGAGCUGUACGCGGAUGAUGCAGACUCCAGUUUGUCUGACGCUGACAGUGAACUGGAGUUCCGGCUUUAUUCCCAGCUGCACUACGGCGCUGAGAUCCAGGAGGACCGUGAGGACUCGAGAGAGGUCCAGUCAUCAGUACCUGCUCCACCUGUAGAUGUCAUCGUGACUGACUCUGGCCCAGAUGCUGUCACAGAGGAAGAUGACAGUGUGUGUGCUAAGAAAGGUCAAUCAUCCAAACGCUGGAACGGGAAGCUGCUUUCACCCUGUCUACCACAAGUUGAAGCGGGAAAGAGCUCCCCGGAUGAUAUUGUGGUGUUGGAUUCUGAUUCAGACGACAGCUCUUCUGAAUCUGUACCCGCUUUUGUGAAGGAUUCGGACUCGGACUCAGACUCGGAUGGACUGGAGAACUGGAUGAUUCUGGGCCGGGACAGACAGGAUGAAGAUCAGAGCAUCCAGCUCAACGUCUCCUUACCAGAAUAUGCAAACGAUGAAGGAAAUAAAAAGAACUGGACUAUAUCAGAAAAGGAUAAAUGGGCUCAGAUCUGUAAUAAAGGAGUUGGCGCGAGGCGUGUCUCAAACCGUUACUACAUUGAAAAAUCCAUCACAUGUCACAACUGCAGCAAGUCCGGCCAUCUCUCCAAAAACUGUCCCAGAGCAAAGAAGGUGCCAUGCUGCUCAUUAUGUGGGCUUCGGGGACACUUACUGAGGACCUGUCCGAACCGUCACUGUUCUAACUGCUCACUGCCCGGCCACACUUAUGACGACUGUCUGGAGAGAGCUUACUGGCACAAAUGCUGCCGCCGCUGUGGCAUGACCGGACAUUUCUGUGACGCCUGCCCAGAAAUCUGGAGACAGUACCACCUUACAACCACUAAUGGACCCCUCCGCAAGCCCAGUGAUCCAAAUGCCUGCAGGAGUCCUGCUUACUGCUAUAACUGCUCUAAGAAAGGACACUUCGGCCAUGAGUGCACUGAGAGGAGAAUGUAUAACGGGACGUAUCCCACCCUGCCAUUCAUUUCCUAUUAUGACACAAAGAAGGACAUGAAUUGCCGGAAUCAUCGACUUAAAAAGCAGGCCAGAGAACUUCAGGAGGCCGGAUUGAUUUCACCUGAUGGAGCUUUCAUUACAAAUACCCCCCAGCCGCCCAGAAAGAAACCAAAAACCAGCCACAAACAGUCUCCAUAUGCACACAACAACCAGCUCACGCCGAAGAGACACAUCGCACACACACCAAAACACCAUCCACAAGCACACAAACAGAACACACACUUGAAUUUCAAGCAGGACUCACAAACACCAGGAAACCACAGCAAACCCACGCCUCAGAGCAGGUUUAAACCACAAAAGCAAAGCCAGAAGGAAGCCAAAAAGAAAACACAAUCUAAAGUUAUAGUUUUAGAUGAAGACGCAGACUUUCCUAGAGGCUGUGAAAAGAGCCCUCACAUGACAAGAGUUUUUUCAUCACCUCGCAAAGCCAGUGUGACGCCGAAUAAGCCCUUUGGACCUGAAAAGAACAAUAAAAAGAAAACAGAUCAAAUAGCGAAAAAGAAUGAGAGGAAAUGGAGAAAGAGACAAAAAAAAGCUGCAAAAGGUUCUUCCGUGUGUCCCUCCGAUGAAAACCUUUUUCUGAUUAAACAAAGAAAGAAAUGAAGAUAAAAAAAAGCUUAUUGUGUGAAUGGGACGUCGGGUGAUUCUCCGUCUACUGGUGGUUGGUUUUGGCUCAUCUUCCUCCCUUCACAUGCUUUUGUGUACAGUAUUAGGGCUUUUUAGGGUUGUCCAAAUCACCCAAAUUCAGUAAAUUGCUCAGUGCUUGGCUGCAUCAUAUAAUGAUAUUCAUAUACUAAUUUGACAUUAAAAAGUGCAUCAUUUUUUAGGGGAAAAAAUGAAUACAUUUAGCAAACAUGGUAUUUUAAAAGCAAGUGUCCUGCUUGUGCGUGACGAGUGUGUAGAGUUUUCUAUUUUAUGUACAUGCUGACUUCUGUAACAUCAUGGUUAAAUUAAAGUCUGUUUGUAUUGAUAA